CCGCCGGGACCUGCGGGGGCACGGGGUGAAGCGGGACGACCAGGACCACCGGGAUUACCGGGACCGGGGGCUACGGGUGCGGUGAGCGCGGCUACCUACAGCACGGUGCCACACGUCGCCUUCUACGCCGGCCUGAAGAAUCCCCACGAGGGCUACGAGGUCCUCAAGUUCGACGACGUGGUCACCAACCUGGGCAACAGCUACGAUGCCGCCUCCGGCAAGUUCACCUGCGCCAUCCCUGGCACCUACUUCUUCACCUACCACGUCCUCAUGCGCGGCGGCGACGGCACCAGCAUGUGGGCCGACCUCUGCAAGAACGGUCAGGUGCGGGCCAGCGCCAUCGCGCAGGACGCCGACCAGAACUAUGACUACGCCAGCAACAGCGUCAUCCUGCACCUGGACGCGGGGGAUGAGGUCUUCAUCAAGCUGGAUGGGGGCAAAGCCCACGGCGGCAACAACAACAAGUACAGCACCUUCUCCGGCUUCAUCAUCUACUCGGACUGA
Messenger RNA from Charadrius vociferus (killdeer), 504 nucleotides. RefSeq names its product complement component 1, q subcomponent-like 1 (gene C1QL1). Lineage: Eukaryota; Metazoa; Chordata; Aves; Charadriiformes; Charadriidae. The record is from RefSeq and is a predicted model, not a curated record. The annotation marks the transcript as partial. The transcript has 2 exons. Gene Ontology annotation, molecular function: protein binding.